CAAGCGAGGUUCGUCGGAAAACAGUUGGGAGAAAAAAACGGGUUUGGUAGCUGUUAAAGUAGGUUCGCGACAGCAUUAGUUUCGGUUAUUGUGUACAAUUUUUGAUUUUGAGGAUGUAUUAGAACAGCUUUGGUAGGAAUGAUAGACUAAUGUAAAUCUGUGUUGUUCCCUUGGAUUUUAUUUGUACUUUUUAAUGUAAAUUUUCAACCAUAUUUUUAAUUUUUGUCGGCUGCUAAGUAACCUGUUCAUCGAAACACAGCUCAGUGUAGAUGCGGCUCGAGCGCAUGGAAUCGGCAGCACGUCCCGGUUGGACGAUGAACGAGAUGAAGGCGGAGCCUCUGGACUUUGUGCGAGACUUUCAGGAGUAUCUCACUCAGCAGACGCAUCACGUGAACGCGCUGUCGUCGUCUGUGAACGGGGAGAAAAGUGGCGAAGAUCUGCAGACAGGUGUGUGUGAGGCAGAACACGGUGAGAUGGAUCACCUGGCGUCUGUCGAGGUGCGUCUGGACACGGACAGAUUUGAGAGGACGCGAGACGGAAAGUUCCGGUGUCGUUACUGCAGUUACGCCAGCAAGGGGCAGGCCAGACUGAUCGAGCACAUGCGCACACACACAGGAGAGAAGCCUCACCGUUGUCAGCUCUGUCCGUUCUCCUCGGCGUACGAGCGACAGUUGGAGACACACAUGCGCUCUCACACGGGCGAGAAGCCGUAUAAGUGCGAGCUCUGUCCGUUCCGCUGUAACGACCGGAGUAACCUGUCUCACCAUCGCCGCCGCCGACACAAACUCCGCCGCCUGACCAACGUGACCUCCACGCAGACCAAACCCGAACCUCUGUUCAUCGCCGAGGACAAACCCCUCCCUCUUUCUCAGCUGGCAGCCAAUCAGGAGCAAGACUGCAGCGACGACUUGCCUCCCAGUUCGCCCCAACAGUCUGCGGAUGGCUACGAAAGGGAGGUCAAAGAUCAUGCUCUGACUCCGCCCUCUCAGGAGCCUAACACGGACACGAUCCUGAGUCCGGAAUCUUCCCCAGUGCGGAUCAACGCUCAGACGCUGUUCUUCUGCCCGCAUUGCCAGACGUACUUCGGGGAUAACGUGCUCUACACCGUGCAUAUGGGUUGCCAUGGUUACGACCAGCCGUUUCAGUGUAACGUCUGCGGCGUGCACUGCAGCGACAAGUAUGACUUCGCCUGUCACUUCGCCCAGGGACAGCACCGCAAGUGACACACGCACACACUAGUAUUUAUGCUUUUUUUCUUUUAUAUAUAUACACAGACCCGCCCACUUUCUCUUCCAUGGUCUUCAGGCCACGCCCCCUCUCAGAGCUGGUCUCAUUUAUGUAUACAUGUAGCCAUUUCAUUUUCAUACCCACAAUGCAAUAUAAGGGCCUACGUGUACGCGCCACCUCGAUCAUUUCCAGCUAGUAUGUCAUUUCAGUUACAUGGCUGCAUCAUUUUCGAUGGCAUUUUAUGACACGCCCAUUUAGAGCCACUCUGAUUUGGAAUUUAAAGAACACACCCACUUUUCCUUUUAUGGUCGGUAUGUCAUUUGACGAACACGCCCACAUUAUUUCUUUUUAAAACCCCAACAGUCAGUAUCAUUUCCAUAUUCAGUAUCUCAUUUAAAGGAAACACCCACUUUUCCUUUUCUAUGACAUCCAAGCAACCAUGUUCUUAAAGCUCACUCAGAGACGUGGUUCUCAAGCCACGCCCAUGAAGAGCUGAUCUCAUUUUCAUAUGCAGUUUGUCAUUUAAAGGGAACACCCAAUUUCUGUUCUAUGUCCUUCAAGCCAUCAAGCCACGCCCACUCCGAGCCACUCUCCUUGCCAUAUAUGGCAUCUACUUUAAAGGACAUACCCACUUUUCCUCUUCUAUGCCGUUCAAUCAACUAUGUUCUUAAAGCCACGCCCACUCUGAGAUGUUCUGAUAUCUAUAACGCCACAACUGUAUUUGCGUCUGUGGUUUUCAAGCCACGCCCACUUAGAUCCACUCUCAUUGCCGUAUACAAUAUGUAAUUUAAAGACCACACCCACUCUCUUCCACGUUCUUAAAGCCACACCCACUCAGAGCCAUUCCAAUAUUUAUAUAUAUUUAUAUAGUAUGUAAUAGCACCGCAUUCUCUUCUAAUAUCAAGCCACGCCCACUCAGUCAGUGUCAUUACCUUGUACAGUGUGCAAUUUUAAUGACACGCUCACGUUCUUUUCUAUGGUCUGAAAGCCACGCCUACUUAUAGCUGCUCUAAUCUGAAGCACACGCCCACUUUCUGUUCUAUGUCAUUCAGGUACACACAGCAGAACGUACAUAGAACUGUUUUUUUCCCCGACCAGUUUUGUAUGAUCCCAGUACAAGCCCCGCCCAUUUAGAACUGCUCUCCUUACAUAUACAGAAUAUAAUUAAACGGCCACGCCCAUUUUUCCUUGAGGACCGCCAUUGAAAUCGUUACUAUUUAUGGCCUUCAAGCCACAAUAUACCGCCACCUUCCUUAACUUUCUAAACUAAAAGUAUUUAGUGUUUAUAUUAAUGUGUGUCUGAACUGUUGGCAGAUUUCUAAUAAAAACAUACUUCAAUUAGAUGUUAAUAAA
Messenger RNA from Ictalurus punctatus (channel catfish), 2580 nucleotides. RefSeq names its product zinc finger protein Pegasus. The record is from RefSeq and is a predicted model, not a curated record. Lineage: Eukaryota; Metazoa; Chordata; Actinopteri; Siluriformes; Ictaluridae. Gene Ontology annotation, biological process: regulation of transcription by RNA polymerase II. Gene Ontology annotation, molecular function: DNA-binding transcription factor activity; RNA polymerase II cis-regulatory region sequence-specific DNA binding. The transcript has 4 exons. The coding region runs from base 270 to 1223 and encodes 317 amino acids.